Molecule: messenger RNA, 2332 nt
Organism: Populus trichocarpa (black cottonwood)
Lineage: Eukaryota; Viridiplantae; Streptophyta; Magnoliopsida; Malpighiales; Salicaceae
Product: inactive receptor-like serine/threonine-protein kinase At2g40270
Exons: 9
Coding region: 161-2062 (633 amino acids)
Biological process (GO): protein phosphorylation
Molecular function (GO): protein kinase activity; ATP binding; protein binding
Source: RefSeq, a predicted model, not a curated record
AAAAAUCAAAAGCGUCUCUAAGGGGUCGAAACAUGUCUAAAAAAUCCAAGCACGCACGCGAGAGAGAACAUAGUUUUUGAAUGUUAUCUUCUUCUUCCUUUCCUUGUUUCUCUACUUGUUUACAAUUCAAUACAGCUGGUGUUUGGGCACUGUUGUUCUCAUGGAGAUCAAUAACUGGAAAAUCAGUCGGUUUGGAGUUCUAAUCUUGUUUUUGGUAUAUCAAAACUUGAUUCUCUGCUUUUCGCUUAAUGAUGAAGGUAUGGCGUUGUUGAAGUUGAGAGAGGGAAUUGUGAGUGAUCCAUACGGUGCGUUGAAGAGCUGGAAAAUGGAUUUUGGAGUGAUUAAUCCCUGUUCCUGGUUCGGUGUUGAGUGCUCUUAUGAUGGCAAAGUUGUAGUUUUGAACUUGAAAGAUCUUUGUCUUGAAGGAACACUGGCACCUGAAAUCGCAAACCUUGUCCACAUAAAGUCUAUUAUUUUACGCAACAACUCAUUUUCGGGGAUCAUCCCCGAAGGGGUUGGAGAGCUGAAGGAGUUGGAAGUGCUAGAUUUUGGGUACAAUAACUUCAGUGGGCCCCUUCCACCUGAUCUUGGCAGUAAUCCCUCCCUGGCAAUCCUUCUGCUGGACAACAAUGAGCGACUCAGAAGCUUAUCAUCUGAAAUUCAACAUCUGGAGACGCUUUCUGAAUUUCAAGUAGACGAGAACGAGUUAUCUAAUGCAGCUAAAGGUUCAUCCCGCAACAAAAGAUCCAUUACAUGGAAUCUUGUGCGUAUAGAAAAUGCAGUUCACAGACGACAGCUGAAAAAUAAUAAAAAUAACAAAGAUGUGACUUCUCCUCGUCCUUCUAGGACAUCCCCCUCACCAUCUCCAAAAGAGUCAACUGCACCAUCUACAAGUGAUCCAUCUGCACCACCUUCCAUUUCAGCUCCAGCUCGAUCUGACUCAAGUGCUCCCAGAAUAUCAUCUGAAUCUUUCCAAUCUAAAAAAAGUGCAAUCAUAGCUGGAGCUAUAGGGGGCACCCUAGUUAUUCUCAUUUCAAUCCUCAGUAUAUAUAUCUGCAAAACCAACAAGGCUUCUGUCAAACCUUGGGCCACAGGAUUGAGUGGACAGCUUCAGAAAGCAUUUGUAACUGGUGUGCCAAAGCUUAAGAGAUCUGAGCUUGAAGCGGGCUGUGAAGAUUUUAGUAAUGUAAUCGGUUCUUCACCAAUUGGCACACUAUACAAAGGGACGUUAUCUAGUGGAGUUGAAAUAGCUGUGCUAGCUGUGGCAUCUGUUGCAAUAACAUCUGCCAAGGAUUGGUCGAAGAAUCUAGAAGUUCAGUUUAGACAGAAGAUCGAGACAUUAUCAAAAGUGAACCACAAGAAUUUUGUUAACCUUAUUGGGUACUGUGAGGAGGAGGAGCCUUUCACAAGAAUGAUGGUAUUUGAAUAUGCGCCGAAUGGGACACUCUUCGAGCAUUUACACAUUAAAGAAUCUGAACACUUGGACUGGGGGAUGCGGCUGAGAAUCGCAAUGGGCAUGGCUUACUGCCUUGAGCAUAUGCACCAGCUGAAUCCACCAAUAGCUCACAGCAACCUGACCUCUUCGGUGAUCUCUCUAACUGAGGACUAUGCAUCCAAAAUCUCAGACUUCACCUUCUCAAAUGACAUAAUUGCAAAUGAGAUGGAACUAUCUGGCAAGAAGCUCCCAGAUGUGCCUUUGGCACUCCCAGAAAGUAAUGUUUACAAUUUUGGUGUCUUGUUAUUUGAAAUGGUUACUGGUAGGCUACCAUACUCGGUGGACAAUGUCUCACUUGAAGACUGGGCAUCAGACUAUUUGAGAGGGUACCAACCCCUCAGGGAAAAGGUGGAUCCAACUCUGGACUCGUUCGAAGAGGAAAAGCUGGAGAGAAUUGGUGAAGUAAUAAAAUCUUGUGUGCACCCGGAUCCAAAACAAAGACCAACAAUGAGAGAAGUUACUGGAGGGUUAAGAGAGAUAACUACAUUAACACCAGAUGCAGCAAUCCCAAAACUUUCUCCUCUGUGGUGGGCAGAGCUUGAAAUUUUGUCCACAGAAGCCAGCUAAAAUAUGAUCGGACUGGAAGUAUGAGCUCAAUUUCUCAUUUUUUAUAGUUAUAGAGGCACAAAACCAGUUGCCUGUAGGUUUUUCCCCACUUUUACCUAUCAUAGGUAAGGGAGAUCAGCUACUUGUAUAUACCCGAGUUGGUGCGCCUCUCUCUCCCUGUUCUAUACAUAUAUAUGUAAUUUCUUUCCUUUUUAGGUUGGAAAUUGGCUGGGAAAUGAGCCAUAGAAGCACAACCACACGGAAAUUAGUUAAUAUUCCAUUUGUUCUUUA